AUGGCAAAGGAACCAACUACAGAAGCUCAGAUCAAUUCCGGCAAAACGAAGCCGGCGCGGGUAAGUGACACUCACACUGAUGAAUCGUUGGGCACAACUAUCAAUCCUACAGUUAAUGUCGUUGCCCCUCCGAAAGUAUUGGGAUCGAUUGAAAUCCCCGAUUCCACAACCCCUGCAUCACAGUCAUUUAAAGCUACCUUUGUUUCCUUUGUGGACCCUAAUUCGUCUUUUGGGCCUAGGAAAAAUCCUAUCCUUGGGCCAAUUGAAAAUUUGUUCCCCUUUGGGUGUUUUGGACCAUUCCCAACAAAUAAUGGCACUCCUAUAUUCUCGUUUACUUCUAAGCAGGAAAAAAAAAUGAAUGCACAUUUGAUCGUGAUUCAAAUGGUGGUAGUCCUAAACCUAAAAAACGUAAGUGGGAUAACGUGCGAUUAUGCACAAAUUAAACCCCUUCAUUCCAUUUUAAAUUAG
Messenger RNA from Lactuca saligna, 468 nucleotides. NCBI's taxonomy places the organism in Eukaryota, Viridiplantae, Streptophyta, Magnoliopsida, Asterales, Asteraceae. The record is from the annotation of a GenBank genome assembly.